This is a messenger RNA of Alexandromys fortis (reed vole), 5035 nucleotides long. RefSeq names its product zinc finger protein 283-like. Gene Ontology annotation, biological process: regulation of DNA-templated transcription. Bases 395 to 3055 code for a protein of 886 amino acids. The record is from RefSeq and is a predicted model, not a curated record. NCBI's taxonomy places the organism in Eukaryota, Metazoa, Chordata, Mammalia, Rodentia, Cricetidae. The transcript has 9 exons.
CCUGUCAAUCAGAGAAGAUUAGUUGAAAAGAAUGGUGCAACUGGAAAACUAGAAGAGAUCCCCGUGGUAGGCGGGUUUAGGGGGGAAAAACAGGUAACCGGAAGCGGAGGUAUUUUGGGGCGGGGACAGGAGGAGCAGCUGGGAGGAAUCAAGCUGAAGUGAGGGCAAUUCCAACAUUCCCUGUUUCACUUGGGGAAUCCUGUGGUGCAGACCUGGGAGCGGAGGAGUCGGCGGGUGUCGCGGCGACGCGGUGGCGGCGCCGGGCGGCCUGGGAAAGUCAGCAAGCGCUGUGGCGGGAACCGCAGCCCGGCGGCCCUGGAACCUCCCAGGGCAGCAAGUCAUCUAUCUAUUCAUUAUUCCUGAAAGAGAAACUCAAAGAAGAGAAACAAACAAAAUGGCCGGUUCUCCAGUUAAUUUGUCCCAGGAUCCAUUGACAUUCAGGGAUGUGACUGUGGAAUUCUCCCAGGAAGAAUGGGAAUGCCUAGACUCUGCUCAGAGGACUUUGUACAUUGACGUGAUGUUGGAGAAUUACAGCAGCCUGCUCUCUGUGGAGAGCUAUUGCAUAUGUGAUCCUGUCUGUCAACAUGUAAAGACUGCAAAGGAGUCAUCUCAGUGUAAUGAGCUUGACCACAUGUUUCAUGACCCCUCCACAUGUGCACUUUAUAGAACAAAUGAAACUACAGAAAACUCUAAUAACUACACAUGCAGUAAUAACAGGGAUGCUUCUAUUGACCCAAAUAGACAUAAAAGCAUGCAAAUUGGAGAACAAACUUGCAAUUCUAAAGUCUGUGAGAAAUCAUUAAUUUUGUAUCCCAACAUUACUCAAGAUCAGAGACUCUACACUGCAAGAUCAGAACACAAGCAGGGAGAAUAUGAUGACUACUAUGACUCUACAUAUAGACUUUUGCAACAAAAAUUCUCCACUGGAGAGACACCACACCAGUGUGGGAAAUGUGGGAAGUACUUCAGUGCUGCUUCAAGCCUCACUGUACAUCAAAGAAUACAUACCGAAGAGAGGCCUUACAGAUGUGAAGAAUGUGACAAAUGUUUUACCCGGCCUUCAACUCUUAGAGCCCAUCAGAAAAUUCAUACUGGAGAGAAGCCUUACAAGUGUGAAAAAUGUGACAAAUCCUUUAUCCGGCAUUCAACUCUUAGAACGCAUCAAAGAAUUCAUACAGGAGAGAGGCCUUACAGUUGUAAGGAAUGUGGCAAAUCUUUCACUACAUGCUCGGACCUCAGAACACAUCAAAAAAUUCAUACUGGAGAGAAAAUUCACAAAUGCAAACACUGUGACAUGUCUUUUCUCCGAAUUUCAACUCUUAGAAGACAUCAGAGUGUUCACACUGGAGAGAAACCUCACAAAUGUCAGAAAUGUAACAAAUCCUUUAUUGACAUGUCACAUCUUAGAGCACAUCAGAGAAAUCAUACUGGAGAGAGACCUUACAGUUGUAAGGAGUGUAAAAAGUCUUUUAUGAGGCACUCCCACCUCAAAGCCCAUGAGAACAUUCAUACUAGAGAGAAACAACAAAUGCAGUGGAAUGAUGGACAAGUGGGAGGAGUUAGAGGAGUGACACCAACAGAAGCUGGGAAACUAGUGAGGGAGAGGACCCGGAAGUGGACUGAGGAGCCAAAGCCGGAAGUGCCUAAUGCUGCUUCCCUGUUGGUGCUCUGGGCCUUGCACUGUGGGAAGCUGCGUGGUCCGGAACUGGGUGAGGGAGACCCUGGCAGCCAGUGGUGUGACUGUGAACUUCUCCCAGGAGGAGAGGCAGUGCCUGAACCUGCUCAGGGAGCUUUGUUCAGAGACUUGAUGUUGCAGAAUUGCAGCAGUCUGAUUGCUGUGGGCCAACAAACCAUCUAUUCAUUGUUCCUGAAAGAGAAACUCAAAAAAGAGAAGCAAAAAGAAAUGGCUGAUUCUCCAGUAAACAGGCCCCAGGGUCCAUUGACAUUCAGGGAUGUGACUGUGGACUUCUCCCAGGAAGAGUGGGAAUGCCUAGACUCUUCUCAGAGGGCUUUGUACAUUGAUGUGAUGUUGGAGAAUUACAGCAGCCUGCUCUUUGUGGAGAACUGUUGCAUAUGUGAUCCUGUCUAUCAACAAGUGAAGGCUGAAAAGGAGUCUUCUCAGUGUAAUGACCUUGGCAAAAUGCUUCAUGACCCCUCCUCAUGUGCACUUUAUAGAACAAGUGAAACUACAGAAAACUCUAAUAACUACAGAUGCAGUAAUCACAGGGAUGCCUCUUUUGACUCAUCAAACCCAGAUAGACAUGACAGCUUGCACACUGGAGAAGAACCUUGCAAAUGUAAAGUCUGUGAGAAAUCAUUAAAUUUGUGUUCCAACAUUACUCAUGAUCAGAGAGUCUACACUGCAAGAUCAGAACACAGGCAAGGAGAAUAUGAUGACUAUUUCACCUCUGCUUACAGUCUCUUGCAACAAAAAUUCUCCACUGGAGAGACACCAUACCAAUCUAGGAAAUGUGGGAAAUACUUCAGUGCAGCCUCAAGCCUCACUGGACAUCAGAGAAUACAAACUGGAGAGAAGCCUUACAGAUGUGAAGAAUGUGACAAAUGUUUUACCCGACUUUCAACUCUUAGAGCACAUCAGAAAAUUCAUACUGGAGAGAAACUUUACAAAUGUAGGGAAUGUGAGAAAUCCUUUACCCAUAAUUCAUAUCUUAGAACGCAUCAGAGAGUCCACACUGGAGAGAGACCUUACAGCUGUAAGGAAUGUGGCAAAUGUUUUACUACAUGCUCAGACCUCAGAAAACAUCAGAAAAUUCAUACUGGAGAGAAAAUUCACAAAUGCAAAGACUGUGACAUGUCCUUUCUCCGUAUUUCGACUCUUAGAAGACAUCAAAGUGUUCACACUGGAGAGAGACCUCACAAAUGUCAGGAAUGUAAUAAAUCCUUUAUCGACAUGUCACAUCUUAGAACACAUCAGAGAAUUCAUACUGGAGAGAGACCAUAUAGUUGUAAGGAAUGUGACAAAUCUUUUACUAGGUACUCCCACCUUAAAGCCCAUCAGAACAUUCAUACUAGAGAGAAACAACAAAUACAAUGACUAGCAUACCCUAUAUCUGUCUUUCAAAUCUUAAAACACAUCAGAGAGUUGGCACUGGAGAGAAAAAUACCAUUCUCAUAAUGUGUCAUAGCAUUUUUUAGGUGUGUUCAGCCUAUAAAGCCUAACAGCAUAUAUAAUAUGCUACAGGAUAAUUUUUUGUAUACUGUGAAGAUGUGUCUUUGCCAAAGUUCCUUCUGAUUAGUUUGAUAAAGAGCUGAAUGACCAGUAGCUAGGUGGGAGAAAAUGGGCAGAACUUCUCAGGAGAGAAAGGAACUUGGAGUGAAUCUGGUGUGGCAGCAGAUGCCAAAAAGACGUGGGAGACAUCAGAUGUGCAAAAUGGAAGAGAGGUAAAGAGCCAGUUGACAAAAUGUAGGUUAAUAGAAACCUAUUACUUAGGUUAUAAGAGCUAGUUGGGAACAAACAUAAAGGUCAAGGUUUCAUAAUUUAUAAUACAUCAUUGUGCCAUUGUUUGGGUGCUGUGGGUCCAAAGAAAGUCCAACCAAAAAGACAAACUACAAUAAAUAGAAACAGCGAUAAGAAACUUGUGAAAACCUAUUCUGAAGUUUUAAAUCUUAGAAGAUAUCACCGUGUUUAUAUUUUAAAAAAUUUUGCCAUAGUAACUGUGAAUUUUUUUUCACACGUAUGGGUGCUUUGCCCAAUGUGUAAAGAGUUGUUUUGCUAAUCUUUCUCUGCACUCCAUGCUUGCCAGGUGCCUGGGAAUGCAGCAGAGGACAUAAGAUUCCACGAGGCUGGAUUUUCAGAUAGUUGUGAUCUCUUCAGUGUGUGUUAGGAAUCGAACUCCAGGGCUCUUUAAGAACUACCUUGACUCCAGCUCCUGGGAAAUGUAAUAAUAUCACUUAUCUUUACAUGUUGUGGUGCCACAUGUCUUUAAUCCUGGCAUUCAGGGGACAGUCAGGUGGAUACCUGUGAGUUCAAGGCCAGCCUAGUGUACACAGCUAGUUCCACAACAGCUAAGGCUGUUACAUAGUGAAAUCUUUUCUCAAAGAACAAAACAAAAAAAUGUUCUGAACUUAAGAAUUCAUAAUAAAGGCAGACUAUGUGGUGCAUACGUUUUCCCCCAGCACUCAGGAGGCAGAGGCUAGAAUAUUUCUAUGAGUCUGAGACCAUCCUGGUCUACAUAGUGAGAUCCAGGACUGCCAUGUAUACAUAAACCCUGUCUUGAAAAAAGUAAAAUAAAUCAAAAUAAGGACAAAAUCUAGUAACUUUAAAAAAAUACAAAUGGAAGAUGAAUAACGUCAUUAGAAAAAGAUAAAUAAAAAUGGCAAUGGGAUAUCACUUGCUACUCAAUAGAAGGGCAAUCAUAUUAAUAAACAUAAAAUAGCAAAUAUUGGUGAUAAUGCCAAGAAACUAGAAUCCUUAAACCUGAAAAAUAAAAGUGUUAUGAUAAAAAAGAUUGAAAAUCUCUUAGAAAGUAAAAUUUCAAAUUGCCACAUGACCUAGCAUUCUACUAGUACUAAGAAUGCUUCCAAGUAUUCAAAAAACAAUGGGUGUGUUAAUAUGAGUAGCAGAAUUACAACUAUUCAAAGAUGAAAAAAAUGAAAUUUUAAUAUAUGUAAUAAAAUGGAUAAAACUUGAAGAUAUGCUGAGUGAAAAUUCAGAAACAAUACAUCAUGUAUCCUGUUCUCUUUUAUAUAAAAUAUUUAUAAUAAGUGGGGUUGGAAAAUAAGUUAGUACUUGACAGAGCCUGGGAACAGAGACAAAGGAAAAUAACUGCUAGUUGGGUGUAGGGUUUUCACUGCAGGGAUGAAUGCAAUGAAAUGAGGUAGUAAUGCAUGACAUAAAUGGAAUAAAUGCUGCUGAUUUUUUUUUCAAAAAAUGUGACAAAGACCUCUAAUUGUUCAGUAUACCACAAAUUUCGUAAUUCUGAGAAAACAUGUAAAGGGAUACCAUAUAUAAUCCCCAUAUCUUCUGUUCAUUGGAAAUUUCACCCACCAAAUAAAUUGAAUUUGAUAAAUCCUU